Molecule: messenger RNA, 1068 nt
Organism: Gekko japonicus
Lineage: Eukaryota; Metazoa; Chordata; Lepidosauria; Squamata; Gekkonidae
Gene: ARHGAP24
Product: Rho GTPase activating protein 24
Exons: 1
Source: RefSeq, a predicted model, not a curated record
GUGGUCCAGCAGUUGAUGUCCAUGCUGAUCAGCGAACAUGAGCUGCUGUUCCCUAAGGACGCUGACCUCCAGAGUGGGCAGGAGGUGUGCAACAACAACAACGAGAUCCAAAAGAAAGUCAUCAUAGGUCAGCUCCAGAACAAAGAGAACAACAACACGAAAGAUUCGCCUGUAAGACGCUGCUCUUGGGAAACACCCGAGUCCCCCCAAAGAACCAUCAUGGACAACGGGUCUCCUACUGCGCAGCCCGGGAGCAAGUCAAACAGCCCCAGGAACAGCAUUCACAAGCUGGAUGUCACCAGAAGUCCACCCCUCAUGGUGAAAAAAAAUCCAGCAUUUAAUAAAGGCAGUGGCAUAGUCACCAAUGGGUCCUUCAGCAGCUCUGUGGAGGGCCAAGAGAAAACGUCACCAUCUUUACCCAAUGGUACUUUGCAGACCAGAAGAACCUCUUCGCUGAAAGGGCCAGUAACCAAAAUGGGCACUCACAGUGUGCAGAACGGAGGUGUGAGGAUGGGCAUUUCCAGCACGGAUGCCCACAGCAACUCUCUGAACAGCCGCAACCAAGGCUGGAUGCCCAAUGGGUAUGUGACAUUGAGGGAUAGCAAGCAGAAGGAGCCCAUGAGUGACACAGGCCAACACAACAGACUGUCUACUUACGACAACGUACACCAGCAGUUCUCCAUGGUGAACGCGGAAGACAAGCAGAGCGUUGACAGUGCUACUUGGUCCACCUCCUCCUGCGAAAUAUCCCUCCCUGAACAUUCCAACUCUUGCCGGUCUUCUACCACCACCUGCCCCGAACAAGACUUUUAUGGGGCCAAUUUCGAAGACCCUGUCUUAGACGAACCCCAACACGAAGAGCUCUCCAACCAAGGGGAUUACGAGGGCAAAGGCGACCGGAGGAGUGUCGGAGGGCGCAGCAGCCGGGCCACCAGCAGCAGCGACAACAGCGAAACAUUCGUGGUCAACAACACGAGCAAUCACAGCGCUUUGCACAGCCUUGUGUCAAGCUUAAAGCAGGAAAUGUCAAAGCAAAAGCUGGAGUAUGAAACCAGGAUAAAAAGGUAA